AUGUCACCAGAUAGGUUGCCACGGCAAGUGAUGUUUGCCGAGGUAGGUAGCGUUUGGAAAAAAAUCAAGGACAGUCAAACGAAGACCUGGCAUGAGGGUGUGAAAACAGAAGACGGUGAUGAUGAUGUUGACGACGAUAGUUACGAUGACUCGGAUGAUGAUGGUGGGAAUGAUGAGGAUGAUGAUGAUGAUGAUUCGGAUGUUGGUGUUGAAGAUGAUGAUUCGGAUUAUGAUGAUGAUGAGCAUAUUGAUGAUUCGGAUGAUGAUCAUGAUGAUGAUGAUGAUAAUGACGAUGAUAAUGCUGAUGAUUACGAUGGUGAUGCUGAUGAUGAUGACGAUGAUUAUGAUGAUGAGGUUUCGGACGAUGAUGUUUCGGAUAAUGAUGAUUCGCAGGANUGA
Molecule: messenger RNA, 399 nt
Organism: Echinostoma caproni
Lineage: Eukaryota; Metazoa; Platyhelminthes; Trematoda; Plagiorchiida; Echinostomatidae
Source: the annotation of a GenBank genome assembly